Molecule: messenger RNA, 4123 nt
Organism: Vollenhovia emeryi
Lineage: Eukaryota; Metazoa; Arthropoda; Insecta; Hymenoptera; Formicidae
Product: aromatic-L-amino-acid decarboxylase-like
Exons: 12
Coding region: 1526-2965 (479 amino acids)
Biological process (GO): catecholamine metabolic process; serotonin biosynthetic process; amino acid metabolic process
Molecular function (GO): aromatic-L-amino-acid decarboxylase activity; pyridoxal phosphate binding
Source: RefSeq, a predicted model, not a curated record
AAAUAUACAUUAACAAUAUAUUUGAAUAAAUGUUAAAAAUAUAAAGAUAGAUAUUAUUUACCUAAUAGAUUUUUAAACCGUAACAGAGCUAAUGUAUCAAUAAAUAUUUUUCUCAAGUUAAUAUUCAAAUUAAUCCUCAAUUAAUUGUAUAUACCUCAUCGUUAAAAAUUAACCACACGUUCAUACUAGAUAUUAUAAUAUUAAAUUAGUUAAACAGAAAAAUCACGUUCAAAAUGUAUUUCAAUUCUCCAACCGUUAUCACGUCACCGUACUUGAUAAUUGCUAUGAUUUUAUUUAAAAAAGUGUCGCAAUCAUUCUGUCUAUUAUUAUACAUGCAUUUGUUAUUGGUGGAAACUGAAGCUCUUUCAGACCUAUUAUACAAUACGUCGUAGGUCGGAAACGAAUAUCGCUGGUCGUUAAUCACAUAAUAUGUGUCGAACGUGAAUAUGACUUGUAAUUCUACGACAGAGCUGCUACGUCGAAAGUCGCACUAACGAUAUACGGUUAAAAGCCACGGAUGUGAUGGACGAUGAAAAUUAUGCCAUUUAUGUAAAUUUAUUGUCAAUACUAGUAAGAGUCAUAGAAAUAUUAACGAAAUUGUAAAGUUAAAAUUACUGUUAAAAAAGCGUAAAACAAGAAGAUGGUGGGUUAAGCCUUACAUUACUACGAAUAUCGGCCAUAAUUUAGGUGCACAAACAAAAUUGUUUGAAUAUUUUCCAAAGCGUGAGCAUGAAGAAUUUUUAAAGUCUACAAGAAUGAUGGUACAACAGUUUAACUAUUUAAACGAUUUUUUGAAACUAAGAUUACAAAAAGGAAGUCACGAUAAAUCGCUCUGACGUCAUCAGUCGUAGUCGUAAAUCGGAUGAGAUGAGCCAUGACCACCUCUCGUUUCAACAACGACAAUCAGCUUGCGACAAUUUCUAACGGUAGGCUCAGUGCACGUACGCUCGACAUUCAAUUACGAUAUGUGACGUAUUUUGUAGAACUGACCUGGGCGGUAGUGUAUAGUUUAUCUUUAUUUGAGUGACAUGACAAUGAGCUAUGCUUCCUUGUUUUCUUAAAUUUGAAAAUGUAGUAAUUAGAGUUCCGACUCAUCCUCGCACGUUCGAGCAUUAUCGUAAAUCCUCGACUGGCGAUAGUGUGUAUCAUACGUUUUUGACGGUAAUAUUGUACUGCGCGCUGUCUUGGCAAUAGCAUGAAUUGUGUUCAGCAAUCAAUAAAGUGAUUAUUGAACCGAUAUGAGUUUUGUCGUACUCAUUAAUCUGGAUAAGUCAGUGGAAAUAAACAGGUGCUACAAGCUUAAAUAGUCUCUCGCAUUAGUUUUUUUACCUAAAAAACACAAAAACUUGCAACAAUUAUCAAGAUUGUCGCUUAAGACACGGGUAUAGAUUCAUCCUCUGGUAAUACUACACAAGUUUCGAUAGUUAUUCUCCGGCACUUGUAUACUGCAGACAUAUUUUAACUUUGCUCUCUUAUAUUAGUUCAUCCGCUCUGACAAAUCAUAUAUUUUAUAUAUUUGUAAAAGAUGGAUCCAGAGAGCUUCAAGGACUGCGCAAAAGAGAUGGCGGAAUAUAUCGCAAACUACUUGGAAAAUAUUAGAGACAGAAGAGUCUUGCCUACGGUGGAGCCAGGAUACAUGAGACCACUCUUGCCAUCUGAAGCACCCCAAACCCCUGAACAAUGGAAAGAUAUAAUGGCCGAUAUCGAAAGAGUAAUAAUGCCAGGCGUUACUCAUUGGCAGAGUCCAAAAUUCCAUGCAUACUUUCCCUAUCUUCAAUCAUAUCCCGCGAUUCUAGCCGAUAUGUUAAGUGGAGCAAUUUCGUGCAUUGGAUUCACGUGGAUUGCGAGUCCAGCUUGUACUGAACUAGAAAUGAUCACAGUAGAUUGGCUGGGAAAAAUGUUGGGCCUGCCCAAAGAAUUUCUUUUCUGUAGCGGUGGAAAAGGCGGUGGCGUCAUAGAAGGCAGUGGCAGCGAAUCGACUUUCUUAGCGUUAUUAGGAGCGAAGGCUAAAAAGAUCAAGCAAGUUAAAAAACAGCAUCCUGAUUGGACGGAAAACGAGAUUGUCGGUGAACUAGUCGCAUAUUGUUCUUGCCAAGCACAUACUUCGGUUGAACGCGCUGGACUUAUCGCAGGAAUAAAAUUAAGACAGUUAGAGGUCGAUGAUAAAUACAAGCUGCGCGGCGAUACAUUAGCCGAAGCAAUAAGAAAGGAUAAAGAAGAAGGACUCAUACCGUUUUACGCUGUCGCUGCUUUGGGUACCACUGGUAGUUGCGCAUUUGAUUCUCUCGAUGAAAUUGGCAUUGUAGCGAAUCGUGAAGACGUUUGGUUGCAUGUGGAUGCUGCUUAUGCAGGAGCUGCUUUUAUUUGUCCGGAAUUCAGAUAUUUAAUGAAAGGUAUUGAAAUGGUAAAUUCAUUCUAUUUCAAUCCUCAUAAAUGGAUGUUAGUUAAUUUCGAUUGCUCUGUCCUGUGGCUUAAGAAUCCGACAUAUUUGAUAAACGCUUUCAAUGUUGAUCCUUUGUAUCUGAAGUACGAUAUGCAGGAUGCUGCACCGGAUUAUAGGCAUUGGCAGAUUCCACUUGGACGUAGAUUCCGAUCUCUGAAACUUUGGUUCGUACUGAGGCUCUAUGGGGUUGAAAAUCUUCAAAAGUUCAUCAGAUCGCACGUCGCUCAAGCACACGAAUUCGAAGCAUUAGUUCUUUCCGAUCCUCGAUUCCAAAUCAUAGGCGAAGUUGUCAUGGGAGUGGUUUGUUUCCGAUUGAAGGGAUCCAACAAACUCAACGAAGCCUUGCUAAAGAAAAUCAACGAUGCAGGAAACGUCCAUCUCGUUUCAUCGAAAGUUAAGUGCACUAACUUCUUGCGAUUCGUCGUCUGUUCUCGAUUCAGCGAGAGCAAGGAUAUACAGUAUUCAUGGAAAGAGAUCCAACUGAGAGCAAAUGAGAUUCUUGAAGACUACAAUCGAUUUUGAAGCAAUGGCGCGCUCAGAUAGCUCGCGGUUGCGGAUUGUCAGCGCCUGCCAGUUGCAACCAGUUCUAGUUAUAAGUAUUUUCUUGCACCCAACAGGUAUUGUGGGCUGAUAAUAAAAUAAGCCAAAGUAGUGAAUGAUUAGGGACAGUCUUAGACAAAAAGAUAAAAAUAAUUUUUCCAAAAAGUUUCAAACUACAAAUGAUUAAACAACGCUUCAAGAAUGUGCGCGUUGCAAUCACAAAGACGAAAGAAAAAAUAUAAUAUAUUCUCUUCUGUCGAUUAAAAAAAUUUCUAAAUUAUCGAAAUAGGAAGAUGUCGUCAAGGCGAUAGAAAAUGUCGGAUACAACUACGUCAACAUAAAUAAUAAAGAGCAUAUAAUAAUCGAGGGAAAUAUAUAUAUUAUUUAAGAUAAUAAGAAAGAUAAAGUUUAUAACUAUCGAUAUACGGGUGAAAUGAAAUAUAUGUAUAGCUUUUCAAAUCAUUAAUUAAAACAGGGAAUUGAUUGUCAACCCAACUGGCGAAUUCCUCUAUUUAAUACUGUUGCGUAUAGCCUAGGGUACUCGCACACACACGCAUGCGAUAUACACAGAUGUGUCAAGUCGUGCACGACAAGCGCAAACGAAAAUGACCCAUAUACAUAUACACAUAAAUGUACAUGCGAUUGUAAGACUCAGAGAGACACGCUGAUGGAGCAACAAAAUCCGGACUAGAGCAACAAAUUUGCACAUAAAUGGCACUAAAAAAAAUUUUUUUUUUUAGUUCAAUUUGCGAUAGUAGGGGGGGGGUCCAGCUUUAUAGGGGUAACAUUGCGGAUGUUCGAUUGGAGUUAAUUAAUUCGUAGGUAACGUCGUAAAAACAACCAAUGCGUUAUUACGACCUACAUAGAUUUGAUUAGUCAUACAUUACAUUUAGAUUUUCGGUGACGGUUUGUAAUGAAUAGUGUUGUUAGGUUUUUCGGUAAAAAAAAAAACAUUUCGGUAUUUUCUCGGUUCCUCGUUAUGUAAAAUAUUUUACUUAUCGUUUUGGUGGCUAUAAUGCCAAUUGUUAAACGAACAGCUUAUAUGUAGAUAAGUUUCUCCAAUAUUUUGUAGAUAUUUCCUUGGAAAACCACAAUCCGGGUGGUCGAAAAGUCGGAAUAAAUUGUUAAAUUAAACCACUU